AUGUCCAAAAACCAAGCGCAGACAGCGGAGAUGGAGGAGAGGCGGACUGCAGCGGAGUCUGAGGAGGACCUGAGCCGCCCCAAACAGGAGGACCAGAGGACAACCGUGCUGCUCCAGGCGGGUGUUCAGACGAGUCCCUCAUGGAAUCCUGGGCCCGGUCUGGACCAUUGUCCGAACCAGGGUCUGAUCCAGGCUGUGAAGCAGGAAAUCCCAGAUACUUUACAGAUUAAAGAGGAGCCAGAGGAACAGGGCGUGAAACAGGAGGAAGAGCCGCUGCCAGUGUGUGUCCCAGAGUAUUUCACAGUUUCUGUGAAGUCAGAAGAACAAACUGAGCCCAAAGAGGAGACAAAAGGAGUGGACAUCAGCACAGAACCACAGUUACACACAGAGACUGAGGGGGACACAGAACACUCCUCUGACAAUGACAAUGAUGAAGACUGGAGAGCUCCAUUCAGCUGUUCAGAUAGUGAAGACCACAAUAACCAAGGCCCAGCAACACAAAACUCAGGUCUAUCCUCCAAACACAAGUCUGCUCCAGAGACCAAUGCCACUGUGAACAAUGGAGACAAGUCAGGAACAGCCGAAGGAGCUGAAAGCAAGACACACCAAUGCCCUUUUUGUAAAAAGGGAAUAAAAGGGACGAAACAGAGUUUACUUAGACACAUUAGAAUCCACACAGGAGAGAGACCUUACAGCUGUCCAACCUGCAAUAAGACAUUUACCACCAAGUCUCAGCUCCGUGUUCAUAUAAGAACGCACACAGGAGAGAAACCUUACAGCUGCUCAGACUGUAACAAAACAUUUACGCAGGUGGGUGCUCUGAAAGCUCACAAAAGAACACACACAGGUGAAAAACCAUUCAGCUGUUCCAUCUGUAAGAAAGAAUUUAGUGAAGUCACUGGACUGAAACGCCACAUGAAUCAGCACACUGGGGAGAAACCAUUCAGCUGUUCAACCUGUGAUAAAACUUUUUCCACCAAGUUUAAUCUACAUGUUCAUAUAAGAACGCACACAGGAGAGAAACCUUACAGCUGUACAACCUGCAAUAAUGCAUUUUCCACAAAGUCUGAUCUAUGUGCACAUGAACGAUCACACACUGGAGAGAGACCUUACAGCUGUUCAGACUGUGACAAAACAUUUUCAUACAUUGGGUCUCUGAAUACUCAUAGAAAAACACAUACAGGCGAAAAACCAUUCAGUUGUUCAACCUGUAAUAAGACAUUUUCCUGUAAAUCUAAUCUACUUUCACAUACAAGAAAGCACACAGGAGAGAAACCUUACAGCUGUUCAACUUGUAACAAAACAUUUUCCCACCUGGGUACUUUAAACGCUCACAGCAGAACGCAUACAGGUGAAAAACCAUUCAGCUGUUCCAUAUGUAAGAAAGAAUUCCCCCAGCCCUUUGCACUGAAACGCCAUAUGGUGCUGCACACGGGGGAGAAACCCUUCAGCUGUUCAAUCUGUAAUAAAACAUUUGCCCGAAAGUGUAAUCUAAAUCGACAUAGAACAAUCCAUAACUGGUUUUCCACGGACAGCAUCGCCAGCGCGUUCAGUCCGUCCUGGUUGGUGGAGUUUGUGAGGAACGAUUUGACCCUUUUCAAAGCGGAGCAGCGCCUCUCCGCCUCCGCAGUGGUCAUGGGCAUCGUGAUCACCAUUUUCAACAGUUCGACAGUUUCCGGAAAAACGUCUAAUAAAUCGUUCUGGAUGACACCGAGCUCGAUCUUCAGUCUGGUGGCGUUGAGGGUGGGGAAGGCCUUUAAGAUGGAGUUCAGAGCCUGCUCCGCACUGAAUCAGGUCCUGCUUAUGCUCAAACACAGUGUUGACGGCCGGAAAAUCCCAUCGGAUGCGGUCGGACGUCUGCAACCUUUGGAGCACCAAUUCAGUAAGGACACAGGUGCACUCAGGAGAAGUGGCAAAAAAGAGUUCAAAUCGAUCAAGCACAUGGGCUCCAUCGUACGACUGGGAGAUGAGUUUGUCUUUCUGAUUUUCUGGGAGGACGGUUGUGAGCUGCUCCUCCAGUGCUACUGCGAUGGACUCAGCGGUGGCAUUUUGCAAUGGGAUGAAAGAAUAAAAACGUUCAUAGACUUGACAAACGUUUUGCAAAAGGUCUUCGCAGGAGAGAAGACACAGAAUUUUCCCUCAAAACCGGUUUCUCUCGCGGACUUUGGAGAGCAGGAGUUUGAGCAGGAGUUUGAGAAGGAGUUUGAGCAGGAGUUUGAGCAGGAUUUUGAGCAGGAGUUUGAGCAGAAGUCUGAGCAGAAGCUUGAGCAGAAGUUUGAGAAAAAACCAGUCCAUGGGAGGUUAUCAGAGCUGCAGCAUAUGAUGUUUAACAAGAAGGAUAUCAGCAGAGCCUUCGUGUUCAUCUUCAUCACUCACGUGUCCUUGAUGAACUGCAGCCAAAUGAGGGAGCCUGGAUCAGACCCUGGUUCGGACAAUGGUCCAGACCGGGCCCAGGAUUCCAUGAGGGACUCGUCUGAACAGCCACCUCGAGCAGCACGGUUGUCCUCUGGUCCUCCUGUUUGGGGCGGCUCAGGUCCUCCUCAGACUCCGCUGCAGUCCGCCUCUCCUCCAUCUCCGCUUCUGUUGGUGCCAAUGGCAACCCCAAAGAAGCGGCCGCUCCCCAAACCUUUUCUCGAUGGCUUCUUUCUCACAGACACAGAGAAGAGCCUGAAAGUGGAGUCCUCAUUGAGUCCUGGGCCAGGUCUGAACCAGGGUCUGAACCAACGUGUGAAGCAGGAAAUCCCAGAGACGUCACAGAUUAAAGAGGAGCCAGAGGAAGCAAGCGUCAAACAGGAGGAAGAGCAGCUGCCAGUGUGUGUCCCAGAGUAUUUUGCGGUUUGUGUGAAGGCAGAAGAACAAUCUGAGCCCAAAGAGGAGACACAAGGAGAGGACAUCAGCACAGAACCACAGUUCCACACAGAGACUGAGGGGGACACAGAGCACUCCUCUGACAAUGACAAUGACAACAACAAUAACAAUAACAAUGACGAAGACUGCGAAGUUCCAUUCAUCUGUUCAGAUGAUGAAGACCACAACAACCAAGACCAAGCAACACAAAACUCUGGUCUAUCCCUUGAAUACAAGUCUGCACCAGAGUCCAGUGCCACUGUGAAACAUGGAGACAAGUCAGGAUCAGCCGAAGGAGCUGAUGGCAAGACACAACAGUGCCCUUUUUGUGCAAAGACAAUAAAAGGGACUAAACAGAGUUUAGAAAGACACAUCAGAAUUCACACAGGAGAGAGACCUUUCAGCUGUUCAAUCUGUAAUAAGACAUUUUCAACAAAAUAUGAUUUAAAUGUACAUAUAAGAUCACAUACAGGAGAGAAACCUUACAGCUGUUCAACCUGUAACAAAACAUUUACCACCAUUGGUUCACUAAAUGCUCACAGAAGAACCCACACAGGGGAAAAACCAUUCAGCUGUUCUUUCUGUAAGAGAGAGUUUAACCAAGUGGGUGGACUGAAUCGCCACAUGAGACUGCACACUGGUGAGAAAUUCAGCUGUCCCAUCUGUGAGAAAGAAUACACCCAACUGAUCGGACUGAAGCGCCAUAUGAGUGUGCACACAGGGGAGAACACAUUCAGCUGUUCAACCUGCAAUAAGACAUUUCCCACUGAAUCUAGUCUUAGUUUACAUGUAAGAACGCACACAGGAGAGAAACCUUACAGCUGUAUAAUCUGUAACAAAACAUUUACACAGGUGGGUGCUCUAAACGCUCACAGACGAACGCACACAGGUGAGAAAACAUUCAGCUGUUCCAUCUGUAACAAAGAAUUUGCCCAUUUAUCUGGACUGAACCGCCAUAUGAGACAGCACACAGGGGAGAAACCUUUCAGCUGUUCCAUCUGCAAUAAGACAUUUUCCCAAAUAGGUAAUCUAAACGCUCACAGGCGAACGCAUACAGGUGAAAAACCAUUCAGCUGUUCUAUCUGUAAUAAAGAAUUUGCCAAAGCUGAUGGUCUGAAAUACCAUAUGAGACAGCACACGGGGGAAAAGCCAUUUAGCUGUUCCAUUUGUAAUAAAGCAUUUUCCCACAAGAGUAACCUAAAUACACAUAUAAAAAUUCACAAAACUCUUAUCUCGGAAGACACAUAAACUCCACCAGAAACCAUUCGGCUGUACAGAGCAUGGCUGAAGCUUUACUGUGUUCAUGUUAACACAUUCCAAGUGGCUCUAAGGAUUGUACAUAUCAUUCAAAUAUGACUUCUGUUUUGGUAAACCAUAGGGCUGUAGUCCUGUGCUGCCUUAGUCGACCAAAAUGUGUAUUAGUCGACAAAUUAUUUUUAUUUAGAACGUAAGAACAUAUAUGCACAACAGCAGAAAGGAGAAAUCUUGUGUUUAAUCUGCCUUUUUCCACAAAUACCCUUAUUCCUAGUCAUUUUUUGUAUAAAUAAUUGUUUUUGCAUGAACUCACAUGCAGAUGAAGUAUUUUGAUCAAAUGACCAUUUGAAAUCGUUCCAUUAUAGAAAACCACAAUGGGAAUCAAUCCAUUGUGUUGCAUCUAAACAAAUGCAUAGGUGCCUUCUUUGCAUAAUUAUCAAUGAAUUAUACAAAUUAACGGUUUGUAAAAAUGACCAGCUCUAUGACAAUAAAUAAAUACAUGUUAAAACUUAAAAUAAUACGUUUGUCAUUUUGUUCUCACUGUACUUCAAGGUUCUAAAUGAAUAAGAUGAUACAGCAAGCAGUACUGGUAGAUAGAGACAUGCACAUCCAAACAAAAACUGCGACUGUGUGCUGGUCCAAAGACAAUAACAGUACAAAA
This is a messenger RNA of Boleophthalmus pectinirostris (great blue-spotted mudskipper), 4762 nucleotides long. RefSeq lists its product as uncharacterized. The transcript has 11 exons. Gene Ontology annotation, biological process: regulation of transcription by RNA polymerase II. Gene Ontology annotation, molecular function: RNA polymerase II cis-regulatory region sequence-specific DNA binding; DNA-binding transcription activator activity, RNA polymerase II-specific. Gene Ontology annotation, cellular component: nucleus. The record is from RefSeq and is a predicted model, not a curated record. Lineage: Eukaryota; Metazoa; Chordata; Actinopteri; Gobiiformes; Gobiidae. The coding region runs from base 1 to 4095 and encodes 1364 amino acids.